AUGUCCGACCUCGAUGGAGGCUCGUUAGAUUACUCGGACGAUAAUUUGGGCAAUUUCGUGGUCAACGACGAUGACCACCCCAGGUCAGCAAAACGGCGUCGAUUGAGUGCCCGAGAGCCCGGGGAGGCUCGCCAGCGGCCGCGCCCGCAGACCAUCAAUGGAAAUAGUAACAGCGAGGGUUCUGAUUUUAGCUCAGACUCUUACGGUGAUGACGACGAGCGUCGACCAACAACACCCGAUGAAUUCUACUCCCGAGAUGAGCCCGGAGAGCAGCCCUCCAGAUACAAGACGUUCAUCCCGAAAAAUAUGCGCAAUAAUAUUCGAGAGAAUAUAUUCGUCACUCAACUUACACAACCUCCAUCACCACCUGAAAUGAUUCGGGGGCCUAGAUGGAAAAAGCCCGAUCCUGUCCCUCCCCCACCUGCGAUCAUGGACACGGUCGUUGCCGAGCCUGAGGCCCAGGAUACCCGACAAGAGCAGGAUUAUGGGGACGACGAAGAUAUCAAGGCUGCGAUUGAAGCGUCACUACAUUCAUUCGAAGAGGAGAAGACACGGGAGACUAGCCCGACUAGCCCAAAAGGUCUCGAACUUGCCUCAGCCCCUGCGCCUUUAGACUCUAUGGAUCUCUUUGAUGACAUUCCGGACGAUGCAUUUGACUCGGACUUAUCUCUAUCGCCACCAACAACGCAAGCACCGAAGAUACCUUGGACUACUUCGCAGGCUCGAAAUCGUCCAUUAGGUGUCCAUCAAACGACGUUAUUUGACAUGGCUGCUCGAAAUCCAGCAACACAGCCCCCGCGCGGCGAGCAGAUGAUGGCUCCGCCGGACAAGGUCGAGCCUCCGACACAACACAAACUCAAUGAAGACUCCCUGGGCACUUGGGUAUACCCUACCAACCUGGGCAAGACCCGUGACUACCAGUUCAAUAUUGCCCAAAAAGGGCUGUUUCAUAACUUGCUGGUAGCCCUGCCUACAGGUUUGGGAAAGACAUUCAUCGCCGCCACCAUCAUGCUCAAUUGGCUUCGCUGGACUAAAGACGCCCAGGUCAUAUUUGUUGCUCCAACAAAGCCGCUGGUAUCUCAGCAGAUAUCCGCGUGUCUUCAAAUUGCAGGUAUUCCACGGUCUCAAACGACCAUGCUGACAGGCGAAGCUCCGCCCGGGAUUCGCGCAGAAGAAUGGAAGACCAAACGCGUCUUCUUUAUGACCCCGCAGACUUUAACAAACGAUCUCAAGUCGGGAAUAGCCGACCCCAAAAGGAUUGUAUUACUCGUUGUAGACGAGGCCCAUCGUGCCACUGGCGGCUAUGCUUAUGUAGAAGUUGUCAAAUUCCUGCGGCGGUUCAACCAGAGCUUCCGGAUAUUAGCUCUAACCGCAACACCGGGGUCCAAUGUUGAGUCAGUGCAGGCCGUGGUUGAUGGCCUUGAUAUUUCGAGGGUUGAAAUUCGUACUGAGCAGUCUCUUGAUAUCCGAGAGUACGUCCACUCCAAAAACACAGAUAUUCAAACAUUCCAGAACUCGGACGAAAUGAUCCUAUGCAUGGACCUCUUGUCUAGCACACUUCAACCGCUUGUCGACCAGCUUCGUUCACUGAACGCAUUCUGGGGAAGGGAUCCAAUGUCUCUGACCCCAUACGGACUCACGAAAGCGAGGCAGCAGUGGAUGAUGUCUGACGCUGGCCGAAAUGCACAUUUUGGCCUGAAGAAUAAGGUCAACGCUAUCUUUACAGUCCUCGCGAGCAUGGCACACGGGAUCGACUUGCUCAAGUAUCAUGGAAUUACUCCACUGUAUCGUCAUCUGUCGCACUUUCAGUCUAAUACUGACGGAAAGAAAGGAGGGAAAUAUCAGCGUGAGAUCGUGCAAAAUGAGCACUUCAAGAAGCUGAUGAAUUACCUCACUCCAUGGACCAAGAACCCUGAGUUUAUCGGACAUCCAAAGCUGGAGUACUUGAAGCAGGUUGUUCUGAACCAUUUUAUGGACGCUGGUGAGGGCGCUCAUGGGGCUGUUGGUGAAAACCAGACGACCACCAGAGUGAUGAUAUUCGUACAUUUUCGAGACAGCGCCGAAGAAGUGACGAGGGUGUUGAAAAGAUACGAGCCAAUGAUUCGACCCCAUGUUUUCGUUGGGCAAAGCAGCGCAAAAGGCUCAGAAGGAAUGGGCCAAAAGACUCAACUUGAUAUUGUUCAGAAAUUCAAGAAAGGAACCUAUAACACGAUCGUGGCAACUUCAAUUGGCGAGGAAGGGUUAGACAUCGGAGAAGUUGAUCUCAUUGUGUGUUACGAUUCCUCGGCUUCUCCCAUACGCAUGCUGCAACGCAUGGGAAGAACAGGUCGAAAGAGAGCCGGUAACAUUGUUUUGCUCCUUAUGCAAGGCAAAGAAGAAGAGAGCUUUCUCAAGGCGAAGGACAAUUACGAGAAGAUGCAACAGCUUAUAGCCAGCGGAACCCACUUCACGUUCCAUGACGAUAGAUCUCCACGCAUCAUACCAAAGGGAAUAAAACCCGUUCCGGACAAGCGACAUAUUGAUAUUCCGGAAGAGAAUGAAGGUAGCGGCCUCCCAGAGCCGAAGAAGCGCAAAGGACGUGUCCCAAAGAAACCACCGAAGCAAUUCCAUAUGCCCGACAAUGUUGAAACCGGUUUUAUGACGGCAUCCAGCUUGACAGGAACAUCAAAACAGACAACCAAGUCAAAAACAAAGCAAAAAGAGAAACGAAAAGUUCGAAUACCUACGCCAGAGCCAGCGCAGGUUCCAGACCUUGAGGAUGUCCUGCUGACUCCGACUCAGCAAAAGGAACUCGAGAGGCAUUACCAGGAUGUAGGAGGCACAAGCCCGCAGAUCAUCCGCUAUCCUCGAAAUGACGCGUUCCCUCGACUACAGUCAGUCCAACGGCCAACCAAACUUGUGAGACAUAGCUCUCUUACAAAGCGUGUCAUUGACGCAUUGCAACGAAUGAACCAGGUUGGCGCAGAGUGCGAACAGCGCUUCAAGGAGGUAAUAUCGCGUGAGUCGAAGCUGCCAUCUAAAGAAUCUCUUCUUUCUAGGAAGUCCUCGUCUGGUAAACGCCGUCAGAGCUUGGCCAAACCAAAGGCAAAAUCUGCCGAACUCCAGUAUCCGGCAGAGGAGCCGGCAGAGGAGCCCGAAGAGGACGAAACUGAUAUGGAUUUCCUAUCUCCCACCAAGCUAUUUGCAGAUUUUGGAGGCCAUCAGCAGCCGGAACCACUUCUGCCUGCCCGCGGAGCCAGUCAAGUCGAAGAUGACUUUGAUUUGCUAGACCCCGUCGCUCUCUUUACGCCGGAUGCCGAGCGUAGAGCUUCGCAGAAACGGAGAAGGAUUGUGCUCGAUGAUGACAGUGAUGAAUAA
Messenger RNA from Aspergillus mulundensis, 3357 nucleotides. It is a transcript of the gene mph1, whose product is annotated as 3'-5' DNA helicase. The transcript has a single exon. Bases 1 to 3357 code for a protein of 1118 amino acids. Gene Ontology annotation, biological process: replication fork reversal; double-strand break repair via synthesis-dependent strand annealing; interstrand cross-link repair. NCBI's taxonomy places the organism in Eukaryota, Fungi, Ascomycota, Eurotiomycetes, Eurotiales, Aspergillaceae. Gene Ontology annotation, molecular function: ATP binding; hydrolase activity; 3'-5' DNA helicase activity. The record is from RefSeq and is a predicted model, not a curated record.